UUGCUCUAUUUUUGGUGAAAUAUGCAUGGUCCUUCGAUUGAUUUUUCUAAUUCGAUUAUGCAAUAUGUUUUCUGCACAAAUCCAGGAACAAGUGUCCUUUUACACUACAUUUUUACAGUAUACUUUCUAAGGGAAGGGUUCCCUAGUUCAACAGACAAUUUUGAUACAUACCCAUCAUGGCCUCUGGGAUGCCCAGCAUAGUCUUCUCACUGCCCAGCAGUCAGGACAUGAUGGAAUCAGCCGGGCAGUUGAUUGAUCGAGCCCUUCAGGAAGAUAGAAUGUACCUCGACUUGGCUGAUCUUCUCAGAGUUCCUGCACAUAACCAGCCAAAUGUGAGUGGCCUUCAGGAUUUUGACUAUCCCAGUUUGAUAGAUGCACGUGUAAGUAUGGAUACCUUGCGUGAACUGAGUGAUGUGAAACGUGUGCCACUCCCUCCUGAACUAGUGGAGCAGUUUGGACGCAUGCAGUGCAGGUGCACAACCGGAUUCUUUCCAGAAAUCGAACGAGUUUGGUUGACAAUUGACAGUGAUAUAUUUGUCUGGCGAUUUGAAGAUGGGAGAGAUUUGGCUUAUUUUGAUGGCCUGACUGAGACUGUUUUGACAGCAUCCCUGGCACACCCAAAACCAGGCAUAUUUCAGCCCCACAUUCAGUAUCUUUUGUGUGUGGCAACUGCAGUCGAUAUCGUAUUAUUGGGUGUUAGUUUCAGAAUACCACAGGAUGGAAGUCCCGGUGAUUUGCAUGACAGGGAAAUGCACCUGCUGCCAGACCCGCUCUUCUCCGUGCCCACUGACAAACACAUGCUGUCCAUUACCAGUAUGGACAGUGGCAGAAUAUUCCUGGCCGGUAAAGAUGGUUGCCUCUACGAACUGGCUUAUCAGGCUGAUGAUGGCUGGUUCAGCCGUAAGUGCAGACUAAUCAACCAUUCAACCGGAUUGUUGUCCUAUUUCAUGCCGUCAUUCUUAAAUUUUUCCAUCAGCGAGGAAGACCCUCUUGUGCAAAUAGCAGUAGACAAUUCUCGGAACAUUGUAUAUACGCGUUCAGAAAAAUGCACCAUAAAGGUCUACGAUUUGGGAGCUGAUGGAACAGGGAUGUGCCAAGUGACUGCCAUACCCUUAGAAUCUAUUGUGCAGCAUGCUUCCCAGGUGGCAAGGACAAUAGACCGUUCCAACUUCAAACCCAUUGUACACUUGGCUCCAGUAACAAGAUCGGAGUCAAAUAACCUUCAUUUAGUGGCUGUUACAAAAGCAGGUGUCCGACUGUAUUUUUCCACAACGCCUUUCGGUCACUUUAAAAGCCGCCCGAACAUUCUGGCGUUAGUGCAUGUUCGAUUGCCUCCAGGAUUUUCAGCUAGUGCCUCUCCUAGGAAACCAACAAAGGUGCACAUGGCUUAUCACAGGAGAGGGUCAUUGUUGUUGGCAUCAUCCAUAACUGAGAACGAGGAUUUGAUCUGGGCCACUAGCUGUGAUUCCUUCCCUUUCCAGAAUCAACUCAUGGAAACACAGACUACAAUGGCUAUUGAUGGGACAACCUGGGCUAUAUGUGAAUUACCCUACCCCCCAUUUGGGUAUGCAGCAACCACAAAAGACGCAGAGGGCGGAAUUCGCUGCGAUCCACCGGUUGUUGUUACUCAACAUGUGGAAAUGUCAAGGAAAUUUGUCUUCUUGAAUUCACAGGGUAUCUGCAUUGUUCACAAGAUGCGACCUGUGGACCAGUUGCGUCAGAUUCUAAUGGACAAGCAGGGUCCUGAUAAUGAGGAAGUGAAGGCUUUCUUCAAACUGCAUAAGGUGGAUCAGGCCUGUGCCACGUGUCUCCUGUUAGCCUGCUCCAAACUACAUGUAGACCAGCAGGUUGGAGAGUGGGCCAAGAUGGCUUUUUUCAUGUAUGGUGGUGAAGCAGUGUACAACAUGCCUACACCAGGUUUGCCGCACUCCUUGGAUCAGUCUGUAUUCUCUGGUGGAGCCCUUUCUCCAGUCUACACUCAAAUGACAACACCUGGCAACACCUUCAUGAUUCCUCCUGGAGCAUAUCCCAGUGGAUACCCCUCCGCGGUGUCCAGCCCCGCUCCAGAAACCAUAAAGCAAAUUUUGGCUAAGUAUAAAAUGAAACGAACAGUUCUAUGUGUUGCUUUUCCUUCAAGGCUUUCAUCCCUGCGGAUUUCCACCCCAGCCCAGCUUCCUGCCCAGCAUGCCUUUCUUCACGGUGGGAGUACAUUCUUCUCAGGAAAACUGAAUGGAAUUUGCAUAUACCUGGGCCGUAUUCUGAGACCACUGUGGGAGUCCUAUAUAGUUACAGAGUUUCCUCACCAAACACCACAGGGAACAUUUACCUAUCUGACCAGCAGUUUCAAGACAGCAGAGCUGAACUAUGUGUUGGAGUUGGCUGGAGACCUGAGGCACUUUGUGAAAUGCAACUCAAAAUUUGAUUCUACCCUCCAGGCAGAAAGUGCGUCUGUCCACGACACAAUGGGCAUACCUCGCCACAUAAUGCUACACAGAGAAGGGGGGCAGGUGGAUGAACAAACUGGACUGAAGCUCCAAGCUGAGGCCACAAAACUGGAGAAAUGCUCUUUACACAGCAUUGAAAAUCUUCUCUCACACACGUGUGAAGUGUUGGGUCUUCUCAAGGUACUGGUAGACCAUCAGUUUCACAUCUUGGCUGCUAAUCUUCCCAAGGAUCAUCAAGAUCAGCUAAGGGCAAUGACUUUCAAACAGCUUGUUGUAAAUGGGAAAGAAAUGUGUGGAGCACUCAUCACUUGUUUAAUUAACCGUUAUCUGGAUGACAAUGCCACAAUUAAUGCCAUAAGCAGUCGAUUAAGAGAGAUUUGUCCCUCACUGUACAGCCAAGAUGAUGCAGUCUGCUCUAAGGCCAAUGAAUUAUUGCAAGCUGCUAAAUCCAAUCCAAACCAGUCAGAAAAGAGAGAACAGUUGAAAGAGGCCCUUCAGUUGUACAAGGAUGUUGUAUGCCCUCUGAACCUUCCUGCUGUGUGCAAUAGCUUUGCAAGUGUGCGUUUCUAUGAGGGUAUUGUUGACCUAUGUCUGACCGCUGCUCAGAAACAUGACCCCUCCAAUCUAGCCCUUCACUUUUACAAGAGUGGGGAGCCAAUGGAGGACACAGAUGGCAUGCAGUACUACCUAAAGAGACGUGACUGUUACGCAUGUAUUUUGGAAACUUUUGGUUACCUGCUGUCUCAGAGCAUUGCCCACCCUCAGGCUCCCAGUGUGCCCAAAUCUCCGGGGCCUCCCCCUGCCCCAGACCCUGACAGACUUUCCAACUUGGAGGCAGAGAAAUAUAAGGAACAGGUCUUCAGAAUGGCACUGAGGUCAGAUGAUGAGUUGUUUCAUGUGUCACUGUAUGAAUGGCUCGUCAAGAAAAACCUUUCUGAACAACUUCUGCAGAUCCAGUCUCCGUUCUUGGAACCAUUCUUGAAAAGGAGGACCGGCACCCAGGCAGAGAGCACAGCCAUGAUGGAUAUGUUGUGGAAAUACUACGAGAAAACACGCAAUUUCCCUGCAGCUGCCAAAAUUUUAGCAUGUUUAGCAGAAAGACAUGGAAAUGACAUCCCACUCACCCAACGUUUGGAGUAUUUAUCCCGGGCCAUUAUAUGUGCUAAGAGUUCAGGAACAACUGUCAGUUCUGCAACAGAGGGAGAAUUUCUUCAUGAACUGGAGGAAAAGAUGGAGGUUGCAAGAUUACAGAUGCAGGUGUAUGAUGCAAUAAGUAAACUGAACAUGGGCUUACCUGAUGUGGUAGAGGCAGCAAAACGUUUGGACUCCAACCUUCAUGACAUAACGACGUUGUAUGAAGACUUUGCUGAUCGGUUCCGGCUGUUUGAGUGUAAGCUCGCCAUUGUGCAAUGUGGAGGUCUUCAUGACUCUGCACUGGUGGAAGAUUUAUGGCUCAAUAUAAUUGACAGAGAAUUUGCUGAAACUGUGGGACUGUCAGCAGCAAGCAGGAUGGCCACCAUCAAUGCCAAAUUGGUGUCCAUUGGUAGACUAUAUGUAAACACAGAGCAGUACUUUCCAUUAGCCUUCAUUGUGAGAUAUUUAGAACAGCGGAGCUGUGAGAUGAAUUUUGACUCUAAAUGGACAUUCAGAACUAUGUUGGAGACCGGUGUCAAGAUCCCCGUGCUCCAUGAAAUCUAUGACCGAUUGUUCAGAUCAAAGGACCCUUACUGGCAGACCAUUAAGAGACCACUCCACCUGCUUACAGUUUUGCAUGGGCUGUUACAAUGCUAUACCCAGUCCCCUCAACAGUUACAGCCAAUUGAAAGACGCAAGUUCACAGCUGUUUGCCAUGAUGCCAUUGCCAACUAUUUGGUGGAGUUACAAGCCAUGAGCUCCUCAGAGCCAGGGGUUUCCACCCUGAUGCAGCACUUCAAGUUAUUACAAGUCACCCUUGACAGACUUUAGCAUACCUUGAGAGAAAACUUGAAUAUUUUUGUUUUGUACUACUGGUCUAUUAGUAUGCUAAUAUUAUUGUACCUGCUGGUACUGCUAUUUGUGCUGGCAAUAAAAAGAAAGUUAAAAAUAAAAAUUAUGGGAUCUGAUAUUUUGCAGAGUGAUCCAUAUGAAUGUCUUAUCAUAUACAUUGCUAGAUGUACAUAGAACAGGUGAACUUAAAUAACAUACCUGUCUCUCAUAUAACUUAUGAAAUUCAUUAAAUAAGAUUAUAAUAAAUGUACCUGUGGUUAAAAGACCAAUAUUCUGUGCUUAUAAAACUGUUUUCCCCAUUUUCACUUCAGUUUCAUGUAAUUAAAAAAAUAUU
Liolophura sinensis is the source of this 4764-nucleotide messenger RNA. Its product is annotated as nuclear pore complex protein Nup155-like. The record is from RefSeq and is a predicted model, not a curated record. NCBI's taxonomy places the organism in Eukaryota, Metazoa, Mollusca, Polyplacophora, Chitonida, Chitonidae. Gene Ontology annotation, cellular component: nuclear pore inner ring; nuclear pore. The transcript has 38 exons. Gene Ontology annotation, molecular function: structural constituent of nuclear pore. Gene Ontology annotation, biological process: protein localization to nuclear inner membrane; transcription-dependent tethering of RNA polymerase II gene DNA at nuclear periphery; RNA export from nucleus. The coding region runs from base 177 to 4409 and encodes 1410 amino acids.